Messenger RNA from Capsella rubella, 955 nucleotides. Its product is annotated as transmembrane emp24 domain-containing protein p24delta4. Gene Ontology annotation, biological process: endoplasmic reticulum to Golgi vesicle-mediated transport; intracellular protein transport; Golgi organization. The record is from RefSeq and is a predicted model, not a curated record. Gene Ontology annotation, cellular component: COPII-coated ER to Golgi transport vesicle; Golgi apparatus; endoplasmic reticulum-Golgi intermediate compartment. Lineage: Eukaryota; Viridiplantae; Streptophyta; Magnoliopsida; Brassicales; Brassicaceae. The transcript has 4 exons. Bases 103 to 750 code for a protein of 215 amino acids.
UGUACUUCAAAAUUCAAACGAAAUCAAGAUCUGAGAUCUUCAACGAAAUAUACAAAUCGGAAAAUUAGAAGUUUUGAAAAAGCUUCGGUGAAGAAGAAGAAGAUGAAUCGUAGCUUAACGACGGCGCUAUUACUCUCAGCUCUCAUUAUCUCUCUAUCACCGGAGCUAAUUCCGAUCUGUGAAGCCGUUUGGCUUACCGUACCUCACACCGGAUCAAAGUGCGUCUCCGAAGAAAUACAAAGCAACAUCGUCGUUUUAGCUGAUUACCUUGUUAUCUCCGAUGAUCAUUCAAUCUUCCCUACUGUCUCCGUUAAGGUUACAGCACCUUAUGGCAGCAUUUUGCACCACACGCAAAACACAACGAAUGGUCAGUUUGCGUUUACAACACAAGAAUCAGGAACCUACUUGGCGUGUUUUGAGGCUGAUGCCAAAAGUCAUGGUAACAAAGAUUUUAGCAUCAACCUUGACUGGAAAACCGGAAUCGCAGCUAAAGACUGGGACUCCAUUGCUAGAAAAGAGAAGAUCGAGGGAGUAGAGCUUGAGCUUAAGAAACUCGAAGGUGCGGUUGAGGCCAUCCAUGAAAAUCUAAUUUACCUCAGAAACAGAGAAGCAGAGAUGAGGAUUGUGAGCGAAAAAACAAACUCGAGAGUGGCAUGGUAUAGUAUAAUGUCGCUGGGGAUUUGCAUUGUGGUCUCUGGUUUACAGAUUUUGUACUUGAAGCAAUACUUUGAAAAGAAGAAGCUUAUUUAGAGCAGACUGAUCCAUGUUGAAGAUUAGUAGCACCAAAUACUUUCCUCUGCUUUCUUUCUCUUGAUGCUCUCUUCUUUGGAACUGUUAGUGUAAAAUUUUGUUCACACUCACUUAACUUGUAAUUUGUCAGCUAUUUAACAAUUCAGACCGAACUCAAAACCAAAUUUUCUUGAGUUUGCUAUGAAAACCAUUUUAGGAAAGGAAA